ACCUCUUUGCUUAACUCAAAUUUAUUAAUUAAAAAAUAUUUUCAGGCCAUCCAUUUACCUCAAUUAUUCUAUUUUGUUGGGUUUACUGCAGCAUCUUCCAUGCCUUUAUUUAUUAGCUAUUUUUUUCAAAAUUAUAAGAAAAUAUUUAAUCGUUUUUCUUUAAUUUCAAUGUUAUUUAUUUCAUUAUUUGCCUUUUUAUCAGUCAAUUGUUGUACUUUAGCUCAUCCUUAUUUGUUGGCGGAUAAUAGACAUUUUACCUUUUAUUUAUGGCAACGAUUCUUUCAGAGACACUGGAUUGCAAAAUAUUUGGCAAUACCCUUCUAUACCUUCAGUGCAAUUUUUAUGUUUAAAAUGACCUCAGAAAUUCCAAACAAAUUAAAGGCCUUUUAUCUUGUCUUUACCUCACUUUGCCUCAUUCCAGCCUUUUUAUUAGAAUUUCGUUAUUUUAUUAUACCGUUUGCUUUAUGGCGCCUUUCAUUAGAUUAUCAAUCAAGAAAAGCACAAUUUUUCGAAAUUUUGAUUAAUUUAAUGGCCUCUUCUUUUGUUCUUUAUUUAUUUUUAAAUAAGCCUUUUAAAUGGUCUAAUGAUCCAGAAAAGUGGCAGCGGUUUAUGUGGUGAAACAAUAAUAAAAGAAGAAGAUUUUUAAAAAUAUAAAAAUUAAAAUUUACAUGGAUAUAUGUAUAUUGAAAUAAAAAAAAAUUAUAUUUUUGAAAUUAUAUUUUGAAAUAAAAAGUCAACAUUAAUUAAGUUAGAAUAAAAAAUGAAAAAAAAACGAAAAACAAUAUUGAAGGGUCGCACGAGGAUGAUAUGUAUCUUGAAAAAUCUCGAUUCUCGAUGACGGAUAUUUGUGUAGAAUCU
This is a messenger RNA of Meloidogyne enterolobii, 858 nucleotides long. Lineage: Eukaryota; Metazoa; Nematoda; Chromadorea; Rhabditida; Meloidogynidae. The record is from the annotation of a GenBank genome assembly.